UCAUGCUGCUGGCCAGUCCAGAGUCUCUCAUGGGUCCCUGUACGGCCUCACCCAUAUGCUGCUGUCUCCAUCGCCACACUCUGCUGCACAUGUGCCAUUUUAUCAGGUCUCUUCACACACUGUGCUGUGUGUUGAAAUUUUUUUGACAUAGGGUGCUGGCAGAUUACGGGCCUCCCAUAGCUGCUGCCAGGCCCCUAAUCUGCCAUGGGCCCCUAUAUACCGCCUCCUCAUGCUGCUGCCAAGGUCCCAGAGUCUCUCAUGGGUCCCUGUACGGCCUCCCCAUUGCUGCUGUCCUCCAUCGCCACACUCUGCUGCCAUGUGCCACUUUCAGGUCUCUUCACACUGCUGGUGUGUUACAUUUUU
Messenger RNA from Staurois parvus, 363 nucleotides. The record is from the annotation of a GenBank genome assembly. NCBI's taxonomy places the organism in Eukaryota, Metazoa, Chordata, Amphibia, Anura, Ranidae.